Oreochromis niloticus (Nile tilapia) is the source of this 2108-nucleotide messenger RNA. It is a transcript of the gene tlx2, whose product is annotated as T cell leukemia homeobox 2. The record is from RefSeq and is a predicted model, not a curated record. Gene Ontology annotation, molecular function: RNA polymerase II cis-regulatory region sequence-specific DNA binding; DNA-binding transcription factor activity, RNA polymerase II-specific. Gene Ontology annotation, biological process: animal organ development; regulation of transcription by RNA polymerase II. The transcript has 3 exons. NCBI's taxonomy places the organism in Eukaryota, Metazoa, Chordata, Actinopteri, Cichliformes, Cichlidae. Gene Ontology annotation, cellular component: nucleus. The coding region runs from base 707 to 1678 and encodes 323 amino acids.
UUGGCUGGAGGACCGAAUGGCAGCUUUUACGCAGAGGGUUGUCUCACCUGCUGAAACGCACUUCACCAUUCAGCACUACAGAGCCCUCUUCCGCGCUCCCCUCCAAUUAAUAAACACGCCUGCGAGGUCAGCGCUUCGUUUCGCUUCUUCGGGGUUGUUUUGUUUUGUCUUCUGCUCCAUUUUGAUGCGACGAGCUUGGUUAUCCUAUCAUGACCCCAGCGUAUGGAUCGUCUUUGCCCGAGUAGGCGAACAAAGCGCAUCAAGUCUCUCCAGAGAGGUGCCUCCCCCCAAAAAUCUCGGAUUUUUCUCUGUAAGUAGGCUACUCGGGAUAGCCAUUUGGCAUUUAUCGGCUGUUUUUCUUGUUGUAAAGCUGCCUGUAUCUAAUUCACUUGGAAAGAACUCGCUAUUAAAGAUGGAUACGCUAUUUCUUAGUCCGACGGAUAGGCAUUUAAUUUAGGGAACACCCGAUCCCACUGUUGGACAAAAAAUAAUGGGAAGAUUUUGGAUAGCGCUGGACACCUUAUUGGUUUCCUGGGAGUAGAACAGGCCCGUGUCGAUGCUCGAAAGCAAAAGAAAAAAGAAAAAAAAGCUCACCACUGCAGACUACAUCCAAAUACUUCAUUUCCAAAGGCGUGAAUUGCUAUAUGUCAAAAACACAUCUGUGCGCUGAUAAAAUAUACUGACAAGCACAUUACGAACAAAAACUAUGGAGCACACUGGGAUCGAGGAGGUGAACCAGACGCACCAGCAGCAGCAUGAACCCAUCAGCUUCGGCAUCGACCAGAUCCUCAACAGCUCGGACCAGUCCAGCGGCUGCAUGCUGCCCAACCGGACCGGUGACCCGGAUUACGCGCUGGCCUCUAAUGUCUACAGCAACGGGUACAACAGCGUCUACAACCCGGCCUGCUCCAUGGCAGCAGCGGCGGGUUUGGCCGGCUCCUAUAAUGUCAACAUGAACAUGAACGUCAGUAUGAACAUGAACAUGAACGUUAACGUGAACUCUGGAGGCGCAGGUGGGGUAAUUCGGGUGCCGGCGCACAGACCCAUGCCGCCUCCGCCACCGCCACCCGCCGCUGCUGCUCCUCAUCCACCCCCUUCGACGCAUCCACCGGGCAUCGGACCCGGCAUCCCCUCGGUGCCAGGGAUGGGAAUGGGGAAUGCAGCGAACUUCACAUUUCCAUGGAUGGAAAGCAGCAGAAGAUUCGCCAAGGACAGAUUAACAGCUGCCCUCUCGCCCUUUUCUGUGACCCGUCGAAUCGGCCACCCGUACCAGAACCGGACGCCACCUAAGAGGAAAAAGCCUCGCACCUCCUUCAGCCGGGUGCAGAUCUGUGAGCUGGAGAAACGUUUUCACCGACAGAAGUACCUGGCAUCGGCCGAGCGUGCCACCCUGGCCAAGGCGCUGAAGAUGACGGAUGCACAAGUUAAGACCUGGUUUCAAAACAGGCGGACAAAAUGGCGGAGACAGACUGCGGAGGAGAGGGAGGCUGAGAGGCAGCAGGCCAACCGGCUGAUGUUGCAGCUUCAGCAGGAAGCUUUCCAGAAGACGUUGAGCCAGCCACUGCAGCCGGACCCACUCUGCCUGCACAACUCCUCCCUCUACGCCCUGCAGAACCUGCAGCCCUGGGCAGAAGACAAUAAGGUGACCUCCGUCACCUCUGUAGCAUCUGUAGUGUGAGCGUGUGUGAGAGUGUGUGUGUUUAGAAGAGAAAGGGAGGGAAGGGGAGAAAACAGAAUGUCUUUAUCAAAGUGUCGUGAGUGUGAAUGGACACAAGAGAGGAAUUUCUUCCAAGACUGACAUUCAAAAACUCAGAACCAUUUUGGGAUAUCAUAGAUGCAGGAUGCUUACUUUGGAAAAAAAUCAAAUCAAAUAAUGGACAAUGUGCUUACUCACUCAUUGAUCGUUACCAGCAACAUGGUGGGGAAGAGUGUGUAGAGAGAAAGACACAGCUAUCGGUUAUUGACCAGACCUGCAAAACACUGUUUGCGGACUUCACAGCACAGGAGCCGCACUUACAUUGAUGUUUGUCAAAACUAAGCAAGUCUAAAACUGUUAUCUUAAAUAUCUAAAGUAUGUUGAGUAAUUUCCUGCCUUACACCAAGUUUCC